AUGUCGACGGGGGCACCGUCGCUGAGCGUGGAUCUCACACCACCCUCCAAUGGACACAAUCAUAAUCAUGGUCAUAGUCGCAGUCGUGGCCAUCGAUCCAACCGCUGGGCGCAACCUCCGCCUCCCCUCUCACAGCCAGCUGAUGCCACCCUUCCUGAACACCCGGAACCAAUCAAUGUUGUGAACUCGAGUUAUUCAUAUGGACAUACACAUCAAGCAUCAAGCCACGGUCACCAUACGCACUCACACUCACACUCCGGUGCACACCACGAUCAUAACCAUAGUGUGUCAUCUCUUCACCAUGAUGUGCUAGAUGACCACCAUUUGAAAGAUUCCAAUGGCGUUCAUGGAAUAUUAUCUACGGAUACCACUAUACAGGCAGACUAUAGUUCAGAGAAGAUCCACGAGAUUUUGACUAGUACACUCAUCGUGCUGCCGUGGGUUGUGCUUUCUUGGUACCAGAGACAAUAUGCCCAAAACCAAAAACUAUCCGGCGAAGGUAUACCUGAUACGACAGCGAAUAUUUCUAUCGGACAAAUUGGUCAAAAGACCUGCCUUUUGACAGCGAUCACCCUCACCCUCUUCGGCUGUGGUCAAAUACUACGCACCAACCACCAAAAGGCUGGCUCAUCCAUGCUCUCGUCUGUUAAUUUGCCGAAACUAGAUGUGAAGAGUGUCCAAGCCUCACUUUCACAAAUUGUCUCAGUGGCGCUGCCCAUAUUUGCAGCACUCAAGGUCGGAGGUUUUUUGGUUGCAUUUGCGCUGCUCCUUGCAACAGCAUCAGGGGUCCCAGCCGUCAUCAACGGGGCCUCGCGCACUCAAGAGAAAUACAGUCGAAAGACCCUAUCCAUUUCCCUGCUAGUGGUGGUUAUUAUAUCGAGUUUCCUUGGGCUGAACCAUUCUUGGGACGUAUCUCCAGCCAUUGGAUAUGCCGCCCUAUUAGGAUCUGUUUUCGUUGCACCUCCCCCAUUCCCUUUCCUCCGUCACAAUGGACCUAUCCCUGAGCCAGGUCUCGUUGCUGCACAGAGCAAGGCUUCACGCCCGAGCCACUCCUCCAUUGUCGUCACAACCGAUGCACCACUGGCCAUUAUAACUGGGUCCUCGCUUGCACUUCUCACCAUACUUUUCAACCGAGGACUUGUCUUCGGGGUCUCGGAACUGAUAUAUCUCCUUAUUCCUACGGGUAUUUUUGCUACUUCUCUCAUGAUUUCCCUGCCCCCCAGCCUCCGCUCUCCCAAAAAGACCGGACUCGCCAUUUGCGCCGGAGCUGCAGCUUUUCUUUGUUCCCCACAUGCCCAGGAUGACUUGCUCAUGAUUUAUGCCACACGUGGUAUCUUGGCUACGGCCUCUUUCUUCGCCUCUCGAAGAGAUGACAUUCAUUUGAAUCUGGAUACGCAUGCGCAUAACCACACGCACAGCCAUUCACAUUCACACACUACCUCGGAAUCCUCCCGAGUAUCAAAGUGGCUUCUUCAUAAAAGCGAACCAUACCCGUUGUUGCACAGCAUUCUCAAGGAGAAGGAUUCUCGUAGCAUCUUCUACUUUAUGUGCCUGAAUUUCACUUUUAUGCUUGUUCAAUUAUCAUAUGGGUUCCUGACUGGAUCACUGGGACUGCUCAGUGACAGUAUUCACAUGUUUUUCGAUUGUCUCGCGCUUGUUGUUGGUUUAUGUGCCGCUGUUAUGAGCAAGUGGCCCCCGAACGCUCGAUUCCCCUACGGUUAUGGCAAAGUUGAUACUCUGUCAGGGUUUGCCAAUGGAAUUUUCCUCAUGAUUAUCAGCGUGGAGAUCAUUUACGAAGCGGUGGAACGGCUCUCAUCGGGGAGUGAGAUGCAUCGUCUAGGCGAGCUAUUGAUCGUCAGCAUUGCUGGCCUCGCAGUCAAUUUGGUCGGAAUCUUCAGCUUCGAGCACGGUCAUGCUCAUCACGGCCAUGAUCAUGGUCACGAUCAUUCUCAUGGCAAUGAGAACAUGCACGGCAUCUUCUUGCACAUUCUUGCUGAUACGCUUGGUUCAGUGGCAGUCGUCAUUUCAACCAUUCUCGUGCAUUACUCCGGUUGGGCUGGCUACGACCCAUUGGCAUCAUGUUUCAUCGCCAUAUUGAUCUUCGCCUCGGCCGUUCCUUUAGUUAGCAGCACGGCAAAGACACUGCUACUCACUCUGCCAGCCGACACCGAAUAUAACCUUCGGGAAACACUAGCAGGAGUCAGCACUUUGAGAGGCGUGGUUAGUUAUACGGUGCCUAAAUUCUGGCUUGAUGAUACAGGAGCGGUGUCUUCUGGACAUAGCCAUUCCCAUGACCAUUCCAGCCAUGGGGAUUGUGAACAUCACCAUGAUCAUAGCCACAGCCAACACCAUCAUGGUCAUGGUCAUGGUCAUGAUCAUGAGCAGCACCACGACCACAACCACGGUCACACCCAUGACAAUGGCCACGAUCACGAUCACGAUCACGAUCACGAUCAUGCGCAUGAGAAAAAAUCCCAGAACAUUUUCGGGGUGAUCCACGUCAUUGCUUCUCGGGGCGCAGAUUUGGAAGACGUACGUCAACGGACCGUUGACUUCCUUCGAGAGAAAAACAUGGAUACUCUCGUCCAGGUUGAGCGUGACGGAGAUGCGCGCUGCUGGUGUGGCGGUGGAAGCAAGGGCUUUUAA
Molecule: messenger RNA, 2646 nt
Organism: Penicillium samsonianum
Lineage: Eukaryota; Fungi; Ascomycota; Eurotiomycetes; Eurotiales; Aspergillaceae
Product: metal cation transporter MSC2
Exons: 4
Coding region: 1-2646 (881 amino acids)
Biological process (GO): zinc ion transport; transmembrane transport; intracellular zinc ion homeostasis
Cellular component (GO): membrane; Golgi apparatus
Molecular function (GO): zinc ion transmembrane transporter activity
Source: RefSeq, a predicted model, not a curated record